Rana temporaria (common frog) is the source of this 676-nucleotide messenger RNA. Its product is annotated as gamma-crystallin 1-like. NCBI's taxonomy places the organism in Eukaryota, Metazoa, Chordata, Amphibia, Anura, Ranidae. The coding region runs from base 101 to 628 and encodes 175 amino acids. The record is from RefSeq and is a predicted model, not a curated record. Gene Ontology annotation, molecular function: structural constituent of eye lens. Gene Ontology annotation, biological process: lens development in camera-type eye; visual perception. The transcript has 3 exons.
UAUAACUGCCCUGUUCAUACACAGAAGUAUAUAAGGAAUCCCAAAGCUACUGUCAAAACAGUGUUCAGUCAAAGCGUUCUCUGACAGCAAAACAGCCAAAAUGGGAAAGAUCAUCUUCUACGAGGACAGGAACUUCCAGGGCCGCUCUUAUGAGUGCAGCGCCGACUGUUCUGACCUCCACUCUUACUUCAAUCGCUGCAACUCCAUCCGUGUGGAAAAUGGAAACUGGAUGCUGUAUGAGCAUCCCAACUACACCGGACACCAGUAUUUCCUGAGGAGGGGAGAGUAUCCUGACUUCCAGCAAUGGUUGGGAUUCAAUGACUCCAUCAGAUCUUGCCGCAUUAUCCCUCAGCAACGUGGUUCCUACAGAAUAAGGAUCUAUGAAAGGGAAGACUUCAGAGGCGAGAGCAUGGAAUUUUUGGAUGACUGUCCAUCUGUCCAUGAGCGUUUCAAUUAUCAUGACAUCUACUCUUGCAACAUCUUGGAUGGCCAUUGGAUCUUCUAUGAGCUGCCCAACUACAGAGGUCGCCAGUACUACCUGAGACCAGGAGAAUACAGGAGAUACACUGACUGGGGGUCUGUCAAUGCCAGAGUUGGCUCCUUCAGACGUGUUAGAGAAAACUAUUAAACUGAGUUUGAGCAAAUGAUUUAAAUAAAAAUAUGGUAAUUUAAAAUU